CUGGAGCGCAGGGGCGGGGCCUAGACGCGUCCCGCCCACCCGCCGAGUCCCUAAGGGCUGGGUGUGCAGCCAUGACGUUGUAGGGCGCGGGAUGGAUGUUGCCGCUGCAGAGUGCGAGCGUGUGGCUUCCUGGAAGAAGAUGUCCAAAGAGGAGUUGGAGACUCAGUACAGCCCAAGCAGAUGGGUCAUCCGGCUGGGAGCAGAGGAGGCACUGAGGACAUACUCACAAAUAGGAACCCAGGCCACCAAGCAGGCCCGGGCCAGCAGGAGGAGCCUGCUGCAUGUCCCCUAUGGCCACGGAGAUGGGGAGAAACUGGACAUCUACUUUCCUGAUGGAGUUUCAGAAGCCCUGCCCUUCUUCAUCUUCUUUCACGGAGGAUACUGGCAGAGUGGGAGUAAAGACACGUCGGCCUUCAUGGUGGACCCUCUGACCACCCAGGGAGUGGCCGUGGUGAUCGUGGCUUAUGACAUUGCGCCCAAAGGCACCCUGGACCUGAUGGUAGACCAGGUGACCCGGAGCGUCGCCUUUCUCCAGAAGCAAUACCCCAGCAACAAGGGAAUUUACCUGUGUGGACACUCAGCAGGAGCCCAACUGGCCGUCAUGAUGCUCCUGGCCAACUGGACCAAGCAUGGAGUCACGCCCAACCUCAAAGGCUUGUUCCUAGUCAGUGGGAUCUAUGAUCUGGAGCCCAUCACGCACACCUCCCAGAAUGACACUCUCCUCCUGACGCAGGAGGACGCUCAGAGGAACAGCCCACAGCUGCGCCUGCAGGCUGCCCUGAAGCCACCUGUGGCCCCCACUCCCCCCAUGCUGGUUAUCGUGGGCCAAUACGACUCCCCUGAAUUCCAGCGACAGUCCAGGGAGUUUUUCCAGGUGCUGUGCCGAGGAGGGUGGGAGGCCACAUUUGAAGAGCUCCCCGAUGUGGACCACUUUGAAAUCAUUGAGAAUCUAACCCAGAAGGGUUAUGCGCUCACCCAGAUUAUUUUGGGAGUAAUCUUCCCGGAGUCCUGACAGCACCUGAACCCCAGCCCAGUGCUCACCUGCCUGCGAAGCUUCCAGAAGCCUUCCCACUUCCCCAGCGCUCAGGAACACCUUUGUUUGUCUCCAGGCCCCGCCCCAGCAGGAGCACAUU
Molecule: messenger RNA, 1133 nt
Organism: Loxodonta africana (African savanna elephant)
Lineage: Eukaryota; Metazoa; Chordata; Mammalia; Proboscidea; Elephantidae
Gene: AFMID
Product: arylformamidase
Exons: 11
Coding region: 92-1012 (306 amino acids)
Molecular function (GO): arylformamidase activity; lipase activity
Source: RefSeq, a predicted model, not a curated record